Rosa rugosa (rugosa rose) is the source of this 2263-nucleotide messenger RNA. RefSeq names its product cyclic nucleotide-gated ion channel 1-like. The record is from RefSeq and is a predicted model, not a curated record. The transcript is spliced from 8 exons. The coding region runs from base 204 to 2081 and encodes 625 amino acids. NCBI's taxonomy places the organism in Eukaryota, Viridiplantae, Streptophyta, Magnoliopsida, Rosales, Rosaceae.
AGAAAAAAUUCUCAAGAAGCCAUAGUAGCAAGUGUGCUCUUUCCUUCCGAGUUUAAAGUCUUUCAUUACAAUUUCCAUGUUUUCUAUUUUUUCCUCUGGAGCGCAUCGCUCGGAAAUUUAUACGUAGUAUCCGACUCAAUUUGGUCUGGCUGUUUUAAUAGCUCGAUCAAGGCAUUCUAUCCAACAUAAAAGGGACAUAAAUUAUGAAUAACCAGGGUAGGGGGGAGCACCACGUUGAGCUAAGCAGCACUAACCCUGUUGAAGUGCAACACAAAAGUCAUUCCAAUCGGUCUCCACCUGGAGGAUCUUCAGAAACAAAACCAUUCAUGGAUGUACGGAAUAUGAUAACAAAAAUACUCGAGGAAGUACCGGACAUGACAUUUCUACUUUUAUUUGUCAUUGGACUGAUGAUAGAUCCUCUGUUCUUGUACCUACCUUUCAUCAAUGACAAAAAGAAGUGCAUUGGAUUUGACGAAAAGAUGGGGUUUGCAACUACUUUUUUGCGAUCACUUGUUGAUCUCACUUCCGUAGUAUAUUCAGUCUGGCGAUUUCAGAAAAAGAAUUUAUCGAAAUCACAUCUUAUAAUUAACAUUCUCGCAGUUCUUCCUAUUCCACAAGUGCUACUAGCUCUGCAAUUCAGAAUGGGAAGUUAUGGACAUCCGUAUGAUAUAUAUUUUGUAAAUUUCUUUCUUGCUGCCCCAUAUGUACCAAGGUUCUGUCGAUUUAUCAAACUCUACCGAAAGAGAGACAUGUAUGGAAGUCUUCUGGGUGUUUUGUCUCUCUACUUCCUUACUAGUCACGUGCUAGGAGCAUUUUGGUACUUUUUUUCUAUUCAACGAGUAGCAUCAUGUUGGUACCAAGCAUGUAGUACUCCACGAUGUAAAGUUACGUAUUAUUGCAGUGGCACUACUCCUAAUAACAUCACAGUGCUUAAUCAGUUAUGCUCAAUAAAUCCAUCAAAUGCUUCAACAUUUGAUUUUGGAAUAUUUCAUGAUGCUUUUCAAUCUGGUAUCACUGGACCAAUGACUCCUAAAAAGUUGUAUUACUCUUUUUGGUGGGGCCUUCGAAAUCUAAGUAAUUUUGGCACGAAUCUACAAACAAGUCCUUACCUGUGGGAAAUUUACUUUGCAGUCGUCAUUUCCAUUAGUGGCCUGUUUCUACUAACAAUAGUUAUUGGAACGAUGCAGAUAAUGUUGCAGUACGACGAAGAGAGACGGACGACGCUAUUGAGAUCCAAGAAAGCUUUGAAAGUGUGGAUGCACAGAAAUGGUGUCCCUAAAAAUUUGCGGGAGGAAAUUAUGAGAAGUAUGGUGAAAAAAGUGGAAGGCAAAGACGGUAAUACAGAUCUAACAGAAAUGGCGUCCCUGGAAGUGUGGUUGAACAGGAAUGGUGUCCCUGAGAAUUUGAGGGAGGAAAUUAUGAGAAGUAUGGUAGAAAAAGUGGAAGGCAAAGACGGUAAUACGGAGAAUCUAACUGAUCUGGGAAAUCUAUUCUCCAUUCUUCCUUCUGAAACCCAAAAAACUCUGAAGCGUGAUCUCUGCAUGAGUACGCUAACCAAAGUACCACGCCUUAAAGGCCUUAAAGAUAUGGAUGUGAAGGUGUUAGAAAUGAUGUGCGACUAUCUGAAGCCAGUGGUGUUCACUGAAAAUAGCUGGGUUGUUAAGAUCGACGAACAGCUUGAUCGCAUGCUACUCAUCACAAAAGGCACUAUGUUGAUCUACCCACCUAAUACUAGUACUGAUGCUACUCUUCGAGCUGCAAGAGUAACAGAUACCGGUUCUUCAUCGAUGAUCCGCAAACCCUCCCUUAAGAAAGGUGAUAUUUAUGGAGAUGAAGAACUUUUGAGUUGGGCAUCAUCGCCCGACAUGCAUGUAACUUUUGCGAAUCUUCCUAUCUCGAAAGAAAAUGUCAAAUGCCAUUCGAAAGUGGAAGGCUUUGCUCUCACAGCCAAUGACUUGAAGAAAGUAAUCUCGAAAUUACACUAUAAUCCCUUUAGUUAUGAUGCGGGGGUGCCACAAUUGGGUACGGUGGGUGGUGAUCAUAAGGAGUCUGAUCAAGACUCGGAACAAUCAGAUGGCUAAUGAAACCAUAAAUAUAAUGCUGUGAAUCCACCAACUAGUAUUUGCAUAGUGCAGCAGUGGCGCCUUUUGUUUUUUUUUUUCCCCUUCUUUAUGGUCAGUACUGCGGAGCUUUUGUGUAUGCUUGUGUAGUUGUGUGCAUGGUUUGUAACUCAGGAGUGACGACAUAUUAAGAGAGCACUCGA